Nymphalis io (European peacock) is the source of this 2295-nucleotide messenger RNA. RefSeq names its product L-2-hydroxyglutarate dehydrogenase, mitochondrial (gene L2HGDH). Gene Ontology annotation, molecular function: (S)-2-hydroxyglutarate dehydrogenase activity; (S)-2-hydroxy-acid oxidase activity. The transcript has 4 exons. The coding region runs from base 276 to 1604 and encodes 442 amino acids. NCBI's taxonomy places the organism in Eukaryota, Metazoa, Arthropoda, Insecta, Lepidoptera, Nymphalidae. The record is from RefSeq and is a predicted model, not a curated record.
ACGUUUUGUAAUAUUAAUAUUAUGUUGGGUUUUAUAUAUUUAAGUAGGUAUAUUGUAUAAUUACCGCUACCGAAUACAGUUUAUCCUCUAAGCGAGUUGGAAACUUUCAUUGAUUCACUAAAGUGACUUAGAUAAAUCUAUUUAGAAAUUAUAUAUGAACGAGUUAUAAAAUAGAUUGUGGUAAUAGACGUAAAUCAAUUUAGUACACCUCAAGUACACCAAUAGUUAAAUAAUUAAUUAAAUAAUAAUAAGUACAUACUACUAUAACGAAAAUAAUGUCGAUCGUAAGUAAAUUAUACUCGGCACUUAGCAAGCGAUACCGACUAGCACCUGCAAAAAAUAACUACCGAAGUUACUGUCAAAAUAAACAAAAUUUUGACAUUGCUGUUAUUGGAGGAGGUAUAGUGGGCUCUGCAUCUGCAAGGGAACUAGUAAUUAGGCACCCAACAUUGAACAUUGCUCUUAUCGAAAAAGAAAAACGAUUCGCAUUUCAUCAAAGUGGUAAUAACAGUGGAGUAAUACAUGCUGGAAUCUAUUAUAAACCCGGUUCUUUGAAAGCAAAGUUAUGUGUUGAAGGUCUUAAUCUGUCAUAUAAAUAUUUAGAUGAAAAGGACAUUAAGUACUCUAAAUGUGGUAAACUAAUCGUUGCUACGGAAAGGUCUGAAGUUUCCCGACUUUUAGAUUUAUAUGAACGUGGACUUAGAAAUGGAGUGAAAGAUAUCAGAUUAUUAGAUUCAAAAGAAAUCAAGGAAUUAGAACCACAUUGUAGUGGUAUUCAAGCAUUAUGGUCACCUCAUACUGGUAUUGUUGAUUGGGGAGAAGUAACAAACUCUUAUGUUCGUGAUUUUGCUCACUCCGGUGGUACUACAUACUUGAAUUUUGAAGUUAAAAAGUUUAUAGAAUCUGAAAAUCCUGAUUAUCCUGUAACAAUAACUGAUUCCAAAGAAAAUACCAUACAAGCUAAGUAUGUACUUACAUGCUGUGGCUUACAAUCUGAUACUGUGGCAGUGUUAACUGGUUGCCCUGAAGAACCAAAAAUUAUACCCUUUAGAGGUGAAUAUUUAUAUUUAGUUCCACAGAAAAGUCACCUUACCAAAGCAAAUAUAUAUCCUGUUCCGGACUCCAGAUUUCCAUUUUUGGGUGUUCAUGUAACACCAAGAAUUGACGGACGUGUUAUUGUUGGUCCUAAUGCAAUAUUAGCAUUUUGCAAAGAAGGUUAUAAAUGGAGUGAUGUGAACUUUAAAGAACUAAAAGAAAUACUAACAUUUUCUGGUUUCCGCAAAAUGGCCUUUAAAUAUGCUGGUUUUGGACUAAAAGAGAUGACUAGAUCAGUUUUGAUGCCAUUACAAGUAAUGCAAAUCCAAAAAUAUAUUCAAAAUAUAACAACAAGUGAUGUAGAGCGAGGACCUGCUGGAGUAAGAGCUCAAGCUAUGGGUAAAGAUGGUACUCUAAUCGAGGAUUUUGUAUUUGACUCCAAGCCAGGAUCUGGUGCUAUAGGCAGCAGAGUUUUACACUGUAGAAAUGCUCCAUCUCCUGGUGCAACAUCAUCCUUGGCCAUUGCUAAAAUGAUAGCUGAUAAGAUUAAAGAUGAAUUCAAACUAUAAUUAGUUUUUAAUGUGGUUUGUUAAUGUUUUACCACAAACAAAUUACUGUUAUGUUAAACAAAUGUUAAAAUUUGUCAGACUGGCUGCCUGUAAUAUAGAAUUUCACUGUUAUUUAAGUGAUUUUAACAACUUCAAUAAAUUAGACUAUGAUGACUUAAUGAUAAAAUUUCCAUUAAACAAAAUCAAUGUCAGUUUCUAUAAAAUUAUAUUAUAUGUUAGAUUUUUUUUUUAUUUUAUAUAAUUUUAUUAUUUAAUUAUGCUUUUUAUACUGUGAUAAAUAAUUGUUUUUUUAAACAAUUUUAUAUCAUGUUGUUUUAAAAUGUGGUAUGAUUUGUGUUAAAUGGCAAAAUAUACAUAACAUAAAACUUAACUGGACUGGCGGGAUAAUAAAUAUUUUUACUGAGAUUUCUUUUAUAUGUUGGGUAGAAUUUCAUUUUACUAUUAAAAGAUGAUGAUAAAAAAACUAAGUACAAAUACAUUGUAGGAAUAGGAAUUAAUAAGUACAUUUUUAAUUGAAAUGCUAAUAAUAAUUUAUUGACUAUAUAGUUCCUUUUAUCAGUUGAGAUUUAUUAUCAUCAUGAAGGGGUUCUAUUUUAAUAAUAUAUAUAAUAAAAGUUAUAUCAUACAUAUAUAUGUGUAUGCUUCAUCCAUACAAUAAUACUAUAGCGGAAGUUUUAUAAAGGUUUUGCUU